UGUUGGGCAGGUUGUCAACAUCAAAGCCAAAGUGAACCGAGCCUUUAACUCCAGCAUGGAGGUGGGCAUCCAGGUGAGCUACGAGGACCUGUGCAGCGGGAAGCACUGCAGCAUCUGCAAGGCUUACGCCACCUUCGUGGCGCAGGAUCCCUCCGGCAGCAAGGUGAAGCUGAAGCCGCUGACGCCGCAGACGGAGGAGGAGAAGCUCGAGCACAGCAUCGCGGCCGAGCGCCGCCGCAUGCGCCUGGCCCACAAGGACACCCUCAAGGACCUCCUCACCCGCUGCCCCCACGAAACCGAGCUGGAGACACGGGAUGGCAGCACAGCAGUGCCAGCAGAGAAGACACGGGUAGAGAGCGUGGAGCUGGUUCUUCCCCCACAUGCCAACCAUCAAGGCAACACCUUUGGUGGGCAGAUCAUGGCCUGGAUGGAGAAUGUGGCCACCCUCGCAGCCAGCCGGCUGUGCCACGCCCACCCUACGCUGCAGGCCAUCGAGAUGUUCCACUUUCGGGGACCAUCGCAGGUCGGGGACCGCCUGGUGCUCAAAGCCAUUGUCAACAACUCCUUCAAAAACAGCAUGGAGGUGGGGGUCUGCGCCGAGGCGUACGGCCAGGAGAUGUCCGUCAGCCGCAGGCACAUCAACAGCGCCUUCAUGACCUUCGUGGUGCUGGACCAGGAGGGCCGGCCCCGCACCCUGCCCAUGGUGGCACCCGAGCCGGGGGAGGGAGAGAGGAGGUACAGAGAAGCCAGUGCUAGGAAAAAGAUUCGGCUGGACCGGUGAGCGGAGAAAGCGAGUGCCGCCUCCUGCAAGCAGACCGAGGUGCCGCUCUCUGUGCCCUGGGACCAAAGCAACAAGGUUUAUCUGAGCUACAACAACGUCUCUGCACUGAAGAUGCUGGUAGCCAAAGCCAACUGGGCGCUUGCCAGAGAAAAGGAAAAGGUGCGGAUGUACACGCUGGAGGAGGACAAGUUCCUCUCCUUCCGCAUCGAGAUGUCGGUCCACAUCUCUGCUGGCCAAGCCUUCUCCCUGCUCUCCGACCUGCGGCGCCGGCACGAGUGGGACAGACACUACGCGUGAGAGCGCCGAGCUCGUCCAGUCGACGACGACGACAUGAUCUACCACGUGGUGAGCCAGAAGCUCAGCUGCGAGAACAAGCCGCAGGACUUCGUCAUCCUGGCGUCCCGACGGAAGCCCUGCAGCAAGNGGGACCCCUACGUGGUGGCCUUUCGGUCGGUGACGCUGCCCACCCACCCCGCCAGCCCCAGCUUCACGCGAGGGGAGACGCUUUGCUCCGGCUUCUGCAUCUGGCCGGAGUCGGAGGAGACGAGCAAGGUGGCCAGCCAAGGGGAGGAGGAGGAGGAGGAGGACUAA
Merops nubicus (carmine bee-eater) is the source of this 1372-nucleotide messenger RNA. It is a transcript of the gene ACOT11, whose product is annotated as acyl-CoA thioesterase 11. Gene Ontology annotation, cellular component: extracellular exosome. Gene Ontology annotation, molecular function: thiolester hydrolase activity; lipid binding. The record is from RefSeq and is a predicted model, not a curated record. The transcript is spliced from 13 exons. The annotation marks the transcript as partial. NCBI's taxonomy places the organism in Eukaryota, Metazoa, Chordata, Aves, Coraciiformes, Meropidae.